Molecule: messenger RNA, 2100 nt
Organism: Prunus armeniaca (apricot)
Lineage: Eukaryota; Viridiplantae; Streptophyta; Magnoliopsida; Rosales; Rosaceae
Source: the annotation of a GenBank genome assembly
AUGGCUGCACCGCCAAGUAGCAGCAGGCUCCGCAGCAUGUUGCAGGCGUCAGUCCAAUCUGUCCAAUGGACUUACAGUCUCUUCUGGCAAAUCUGUCCGCAACAAGGGAUCUUAGUAUGGUCAGAUGGGUACUACAAUGGAGCCAUCAAGACGAGGAAGACGGUGCAACCCAUGGAAGUCAGUGCAGAAGAGGCCUCUCUUCAGCGGAGCCAGCAGCUUAGAGAGCUGUACGACUCAUUGUCUGCCGGAGAAACUAACCAGCCCCCGGCACGCCGCCCUUGCGCCUCCUUAUCCCCCGAGGACUUAACCGAAUCCGAAUGGUUCUACUUGAUGUGUGUCUCCUUCUCUUUCCCCCCUGGGGUGGGGUUGCCAGGAAAAGCAUAUGUGAGGAGGCAGCAUGUAUGGCUCACCGGUGCAAACGAAGUCGAUAGCAAAACCUUUUCCAGAGCUAUCUUAGCCAAGAGUGCUCGUAUACAGACGGUGGUUUGCAUUCCUCUACUAGACGGCGUCGUCGAACUAGGCACCACAGAGAGGGUUCCAGAAGACAAUGCCUUGGUCCAACAUGUCACAACCUUCUUCGUUGACCACAACCACCCUCCUCCCCCAAAACCCGCCCUCUCCGAGCACUCAACCUCCAACCCCGCCACGUCAUCCGACCACCCACAUUUCCACUCUCCGCACCUCCCAGCCAUGUGCACCGACCCGCCUCUAGACGCCGCCCAAGAAGACGAAGAAGAGGACGAGGAAGAGGAGGAUCAAGAAGAGGACGAGGAAGCAGAGUCAGACUCCGAAGCCGAAACGGGCCGCAACGGUCAGCCCGUUGCUCCCGGUCCAAACCCUCCAGCGGUUUCGGCCCCCGCAGCAGAGCCGAGCGAGCUCAUGCAGCUAGAGAUGUCCGAGGACAUCCGGCUCGGCUCUCCGGACGACGCGUCCAACAAUUUAGACUCGGAUUUCCACUUACUAGCAGUGAGCCAGUCUAGGGUUAACCCAGCCGAUCAGCAGCGCCAAGCUGACUCGUAUCGAGCCGAGUCCACUCGCCGGUGGCCGUCAGUACAAGAGCCACUAAGCAGCGGGCUCCAACCGCCACCCCAAGGACCCCUGGCAUUGGAGGAAUUGACGCAUGAUGACACUCACUAUUCUGAAACAGUCUCCACCAUACUUCAAAGGCAGGCAACUAGGUGGACGGAUUCCUCGUCCACCGAUCACGUCGCCUACUCAACCCAAUCAGCAUUCGCCAAGUGGACGACUCGCGUCGAACACCACAUGCUGGUGCCAAUUGAGGGCACGUCCCAAUGGCUCCUCAAAUACAUCUUGUUCAGCGUUCCUUUCCUCCACACAAAAUACCGCGACGAGAACUCGCCAAAAUCUCACGAGGGCGAUGCCUCCACUCGGUUGAGGAAAGGGACCCCACAAGAUGAGCUCAGCGCCAAUCAUGUCAUGGCGGAACGGCGUCGUCGCGAGAAGCUUAAUGAGAGGUUCAUUAUACUAAGGUCGCUAGUGCCCUUUGUGACAAAAAUGGACAAGGCCUCGAUACUAGGGGACACGAUCGAGUACGUGAAGCAAUUGCGUAAGAAGAUUCAGGAUCUUGAGGCACGUAACGUCCAGAUGGAGGAUGAUCAACGGUCAAGAUCAUCCGGGGAAAUACACAGGUCAAAUAGUAUGAAAGAGUUGCGGAGCGGGCUCACGGUAGUGGAGCGGACCCGGGUUGGUCCACCCGGUUCGGAUAAAAGGAAGUUAAGGAUUGUGGAGGGAAGUGGUGGUGCGGCCGUCGCCAAGCCUAAAACGAUGGAGGAGUCACCACCUCCUCCACCGCCACCGCUACCACCACCACAACCAUCACCGACACCUAUGGUGACGGGUAACUCUCUAGAGGUGUCGAUAAUCGAGAGUGACGGGUUGUUGGAGCUCCAAUGCCCGUAUAGAGAAGGGUUGUUGCUUGAUAUCAUGCAAACUCUAAGAGAGCUAAGAAUUGAGACCACAGUUGUCCAGUCCUCAUUGAAUAAUGGGUUCUUCGUAGCUGAGCUGAGGGCCAAGGUGAAGGAGAAUGUGAAUGGCAAGAAAAUAAGCAUUACGGAAGUGAAGAGGUGCGUACGUAAUUAA